Molecule: messenger RNA, 1629 nt
Organism: Mucor mucedo
Lineage: Eukaryota; Fungi; Mucoromycota; Mucoromycetes; Mucorales; Mucoraceae
Product: aspartic peptidase domain-containing protein
Exons: 2
Coding region: 15-1514 (499 amino acids)
Biological process (GO): proteolysis
Molecular function (GO): aspartic-type endopeptidase activity
Source: RefSeq, a predicted model, not a curated record
AAACAAACAACGCAAUGCAUAUUACAACAGCUAUUUUGGCAAUUUUGGCCACAGUUGCGUUAGGAAUUGAGGAAGGGAUUAUUCGUGCACCCAUCAUUCGUAACCCCAAUGGUGGUAAUCCUUUACAAGUCGCCAAAAGACGUCUUCAAUCCAUCCAAAGGAGACAACUUGAUAAACGAGAUCCCUUUCAAGCUCCUCUUUACAAUGACCAAGGCUCACAGUAUUUAAUUGAAGUCGGCAUUGGUUCUCCAGCUCAAACAUUUGCUGUCACUCUCGACACUGGCAGCGCUGAUCUAUGGGUGCCUUCUACAGCAUGUCCUGCUUCGAAUUGUCCCUUUUCUCGUUUCAAUUCAGCCGCUUCAUCCACCUUUAAAACGUUGAAUAAGCCAUUUGGUAUUCAAUAUGGUAUCGGUAGUGUCAAUGGUACCUAUGCUACAGACACCGUGACUGUGGGUGGUGCCACCAUUCCAAACCAACAGUUUGGUCUUGCCUCAAUCACACAAGAUAUUUUACAACCGCAUACAUCCAUGAAUAAUGACUCUUCGGGUAAUCAAAACCAGGUGGAAGCCAACGGUAUUCUUGGUAUGGGAUAUCCAUCAUUGACACAAGCGAAUAGUCAAGGUGAAGGAGCUUACAACCCAUUUGUAUUUAAUCUGGUGGCCAAGGGAUUGAUCAAGGAGCCUGUCUUUUCCAUCUAUUUAAACAGUAUUUCCAAGACGGGUUGGGCAGGCGAAAUUACAUUGGGAGGUAUCGACACAACCAAAUUCGAUGGAGAUUUAACAUAUUUACCGGUGGCGUCUUUAACCAGUAAGUCAUCUACCAUGUCUGGUGGUAAUAAUAGUAGUAAUGCUGGGUACUAUUACUGGAUGGUGUAUGGUCAAGGAUUAGGUGUAACAAAUUCCAAUACGGGUACAAAUCCAAGCUGGAGAUUACGUGAAGUGGGAGCAUAUAUUCUAGAUACGGGUACCACUCUAACUUACUUACCCACCUCUGUUGCUACUGAAAUUGUCACUGCCUUUGCUGGACCCAAAGGAUUUGCUCUUGAUAAACAAUCGGGCGUGUUUAUUGUGGAUUGUGCUACCUCUCAAUCACCCGCAAGGUUUGAAUUGGUCAUGUCUCAAUCUAGUAAAGUGAGUGAGAAUCCUAUUGUGCUGAGUGUGCCAGCGAAUGAGUUGGUGAUUCCUAUUGAUACAACAGAUGUGAAUACGGCAACCAUGUGUAUGUUUGGUAUCGCACCUUUAGGUGGAUCUGGCGGAAUUGGUGCAAAUAUGUAUUUGAUUGGUGAUUCUGUGCUUCGCUCUUCGUAUAUGGUUUUUGAUAUGGGACAAAAUCGUGUGGGGCUUGCUGCUACCAAGGGCAUUGGCGGUACAUUGAGAUUAAAUGGUACUACCACAGCUACUUCUAAUACAUCAUCGGGAGUUCCCAACAGCCAAAGCUCGUCCGAUGCUGUAUUUCAAAAACAAAGUCUUGUUUUAACAAUGGGUGCUUUAAUAUUCACUGCGGUUCUUAUUUAAUAGUAUGACUGCUUGUAUCUAUAUAUUCUAUAUAUAAAACCUCUUUUUUAAAACCUUGUUUAUACGCACAUACACACACUUAAUGAUAAUAAAAAAUAAAAAAAUUGAUCUAGGG